Messenger RNA from Exophiala oligosperma, 2838 nucleotides. RefSeq lists its product as uncharacterized. Bases 1 to 2838 code for a protein of 945 amino acids. The record is from RefSeq and is a predicted model, not a curated record. The transcript is spliced from 7 exons. Gene Ontology annotation, molecular function: serine-type endopeptidase activity; tripeptidyl-peptidase activity. Gene Ontology annotation, biological process: proteolysis. Lineage: Eukaryota; Fungi; Ascomycota; Eurotiomycetes; Chaetothyriales; Herpotrichiellaceae.
AUGUUGUUGUUCUCCCCAUUAUUUACAGUAUGGACCGUGCUCUCAAGAGGUACCGCAUAUGCGGCCCCUUCUACUACUAACCUGGAAGUCUUUGAGGAGCUCAAUGGUGUUCCCAGAGGUUGGUAUCAAGGAGAUCUAGCACCGGCCCCUCAGUUGGUCAAGUUUCACAUUGCCGUUCGUCAGGAAGAAAAACAAGCACUACUGGAACAACACCUCCUCCAGAUUUCGACUCCCGGACACGACAAGUAUGGCCAGCAUUACAACUCGGAACAGUUGGCUGCGCUUCUCCGACCCGACGCUGACGUGUCGGAUGCCAUCAUGACCUGGCUGUACGACUCUGGCAUUCCACAGGCAAAUAUUCAAGACAACGGGGAAUGGAUCAAUGUGGUGACGACGGUUGAACGGGCAGAAGUCCUACUCGACACCCAGUUUCAUUACUACCACCACCAUGUCACGGACGAAGUAGUACCGGUCAUACGGACGCUCCAGUACUCGGUACCGGCCCAUCUCCACCGACACAUCCAAAUGAUUCAACCUACGACUCACUUCAGCCGUCUUCAGCCUCAACAAUCGACCCGAGCGCCGGGUCCUCCAUUCGAGGUGUAUGGUUCCCCCACCAAACUCAAUGUGACGUACUGCAACACGACCACACCUCCGGACUGCAUCCGGGCUCUCUACAAGAUUGGAAACUUCAGAGCCAACUCCAGCUCGGGAGUCAAGUUGGGCAUCUCCGGAUUCAACUACCAGCAAGCCGUCCACAGUGACCUCCAGCUAUUCCUGAACAAGUGGGCCCCCAAGGAGAACGACACGACCUUCAAAGUGGUGACGUCCAACGGUGGAGUAAACAAUGAAUCCGGAGUCGUGGAUUGGGCCAAAGAGGCCAACCUGGACGUCCAGUACGGUACAAGUCUCUCACCCGGGAUCCCAGCGACAUUUUACAAGACGGGCGGUCUCGGUCCUCUCAUACCCGACCUGCAACAGCCUCACAACUCGGAGUCGAUCGACGUGCAGGAACCAUUCUUGGAACAUCUACAAUUCCUGCUCAACUUGACCGACGAGCAUCUCCCCACGGUUCUCAGUAUUUCCUACGCGGCAGACGAACAGAGUCACCCUGUUUCCUACAUGAAGAGUGUGUGUCAGUUGUUUGCAAAGCUUGGUGCUCGAGGUACUUCUGUUCUUGUAGCUAGUGGCGACGGUGGUCCAGGUGACGGAUGCAUGACCAACGACGGCAAAAACACGACCCGAUUCCAACCUCAAUUCCCUUCUUCGUGCCCUUGGAUCACCGCGGUGGGUGGUACGGAGCAGGUAGAGCCAGAGAUCGCGACGUGGUUGUCUGGAGGUGGCUUUUCGGACAUUUUUGCUCGACCAGACUAUCAAGCCGAACAAGUCGAGAAUUAUCUCGACAAGACCGUCAAAGAUAGGUUCAAGGGUCUCUACAAUCGCACUGGACGAGGCAUUCCGGACAUUUCGGCGCAAGCUCAAACCACCUAUCCAAUGUUUCAUAUGGGAAAGGAAUUGGCAGAUGGUGGGACAAGUUUCGCUACACCAGUGUGGGCUGCCAUUAUUGCCAACAUCAAUUCGGCGAGGCUAUCAAAGGGCAUGAAACCUCUUGGGUUCCUCAACCCGUGGCUUUACGGCGACGGCCGCAAGGCUCUGACCGACAUCACCAAGGGAGGGUCUCAGGGCUGUUUCGACGUCGCGUUGGGGUCUGGUUUGGACGCCCCGGAAGUACCUGGUGCGGGAUGGAAUGCCACAUCCGGGUGGGAUGCGGUGACUGGAUUGGGAACCCCGAAUUUCGAAAAAACCGGAGCGACAGGUUAUGUCGGUGGUCAGGCUCUCCACGCCAUAGCGUCGUCCACUCCGUCCUCACACGUUUCAAUCACAUGUCUCGUCCGACGCGCUGAAAAGGGCAAGAUUGUACAAGAUGCCUACCCGGACCAUGUCGUCGAGGUUGUCAUCGGUGACCUUGACGACGUCGAGACGAUUGAGGAGGAAUGUCGGAAAUCAGACCUCGUUCUUCAACUAGCCGAUACAAAACACAUGGGUGCCGCCCACGCCAUCGUUAAAGGAUUGACUUGGAGAUCACGUACCACCGGUUCAAAACCGACGUAUAUACAAAUGUCGGGAGCUUCACUCUUUGUGAAAUCCGAGGUAGACUCCGACAGGUACGGCGAACCUCCCACCACGAUCUGGGGUGACUUGGGCCGUGGUCAACGUGACAUAAUCGAAGUUAUCCACGCCAACCCUUUGCGGGAAAUGGAUAACUACAUCAUCUCCCAAUCUGUAUCUACAAAUGUCCGAACAGCUCUAGUUGUCGGGCCAUUGAUCUACGGUACUGGUUCGGGACCAGGCAACAAGCGAAGCAUCCAAGCGCCCGAAAUUGCAAGAAAGACUAUCCUUGAUGGUGGCGGGUUCAAAUUGAGAAGAGGCUUGAAUGUAUGGAGUAACAUCCACAUUAAAGAUCUGGGUGAAUUGUUUGCAACGCUGGCCAGGACGACUAUGCACGGUGACCGUACGAGUGACACAGAAUUGGACGUCUGGGGCGAGAAUGGUGUCCAUCUUCCUAGUAAUGGAGACAUGGCCUUUGGAGACUUGUGCGAAUCUGUGGCCACUGAAGCUCACUCACAGGGUCUCAUCACAUCCCCGACAAUAAACAGUACGAUCGACGUCGAUGAGGCGGACGCCGCCAUGCCAGGAGGUGCCAUCUUCUGGGGUACCAAUGCCGUGUACAAGUCGGAGAAGGCAAAGGUAUUACUUGGCUGGAAACCUUCGGCGCCAUCAUUGCAGGACACAGUUGCAGAAAUGGUGAGGAUAGAGGCUGAACGACUGAAGAGCUAA